CAACACCAAUAGCCAUCAUACCCAAUAGUCAACAACCUAUACCUUCUACUAUCAGUAGUGAACUUAUCAAUCUAGUCUCCACUCCAAGUGGAUUGGUUGUCUUAGACGUAUCUGGUGGAAUUCUCUUGAUUUUAUCGACUCCACCUAGCUAUUAUGCAUCGACGGAUCCGAAUCUAGCACCGGGCUCUAUUGCAAUACCAUCCAUUAGUACAACACAAAGUUGUCUUGUUGGUAUGAUGAAGGGUGACGCAGGACUUCAUCCCUGCUCUCUUUGUCCUAGGGGUUGGAGAAGUUCAGUAGGUAGCAUCAACUGCACAGUCUGUAAUGCAUCGACAUUCUGUCCACCUGGUGCUGUUGCUGAAGUGUCACAAACCGAAUUACAAACGAUUUCGCAAGCAUAUCCCUAUUACAAAAAUCCAGACACAACACAAUGCCUAGUCGAACCUAUGUGA
Messenger RNA from Rotaria sp. Silwood2, 452 nucleotides. The record is from the annotation of a GenBank genome assembly. Lineage: Eukaryota; Metazoa; Rotifera; Eurotatoria; Philodinida; Philodinidae.